Messenger RNA from Sphaeramia orbicularis (orbiculate cardinalfish), 3575 nucleotides. RefSeq names its product protein Niban. The transcript has 14 exons. The record is from RefSeq and is a predicted model, not a curated record. Lineage: Eukaryota; Metazoa; Chordata; Actinopteri; Kurtiformes; Apogonidae. The coding region runs from base 91 to 3321 and encodes 1076 amino acids.
CUCCUCCCGCAGCCGCAGAUCGGUGAGUCUCCGUCCGUACCUGAGUUCCGACGGACCGGUGGAUGUGGAUCAGUCUGGACCAGCAGCGCCAUGGGGGUCUCCGGGUCCAGUCUCCUGGACGAAGCCAAGUCCAGCUUCAUUAAAGGUCAGGUGGAGGCGGAGCUUAAGGCCUUCAGUCCGUUCUACAGGACUCAGUUCUCCGUGACCCGGUUCCGUCAGCUGGAAGAGGAUCUGGAACAGAACAAAGACCAGAUCACACAGCUGCUCAAACAGAGGGACGCUCCUGAAGGGGGCGAGGUCUUGUACGAGGAGGCGGUCCUUUACUUCGACGACACCAGGAAGUGGAGGGAGCGCUAUGUGGUGGUCAGAGCCAACUACUGUCUGGAGUGUCAUGACAGUCUGGAGACUUUUCUUAAAGGCGUUCCUGCGCGACACAAACUGCUGCCAACAGGAGGCAGCGUUCUGACCACAGAGGAGAAGUACAUGGUGAUGGUCGACAAGUGUUUCCCCGACGACACCAAUGUGAAGGAGGACUUUGCUCCUCCUCUGUCGUCCAUGCCCGGUCAGUUUCCGGUUUACCUCCGCCUUCCCUACAGGAGAGACUCCUACUUCUGUUUCCGUCAGCAGGCGAAGCAGGACGCCUUCCUGUCCAUCAUGUCAGACUGCAUCCGCCACCAGAACCAAGACUUUUUGAAGAAGAAGACGUGUGAGGUCCAGGCGUUCCUCAAGGCCAUCCGGUUCUACCGACAGGUCAAAGGUCACUACGAGGCCUGGGACAUGUUGAUCGGCAGCGAUGUCCGGGUCAUGGCCAACCUGGUGAUGGAACAGCUGCUUCCAUCUUUGGAGAAAGACCUACUGCCUCGUCUCAAGGCCAAGAAGACGGAGAAGAAGAGGGUCUGGUUCGCGACGGUGGAGGCGGCCUACGUCCUGGUCCAGGAGCACCUGCUGGAGGGUCUGUCGGCUCUGAAGGACGAGUGUCGGACAGGGGUUCGUCAGCAGGAGCAGCAGAUCCACUCGGACAUGGAGGCCAUCAUCAGUUCCAGACGCCAGCUGGAGCAGAGGGUCCGAGAUAAGGUUUCUGUGGCGACGGAGCAGCUGUGUGCAGAGAUGGUGCAGCCUUACCUGGGUUCGGUUCUGGACGAGCUGAUGGAACCCAUCAGCUCCGGGUUCCAGGAGGGUCGACACCUGAGCGAGACCCUGAUGGACCAGGUGUGUCAGGACGUCCUGAAGGGCGGAGACAACGAGCAGCUCAAGAAGGCGUUGUUCGACAUGUCCAGGCCAAACCUGCUCAGUUGUUACCAGAAGAUGGCGUCUCUGCAGGAGAAGCUGCAGCUGCUUCAGGACAGAUUCGGGUUCUCCAACGUUCUGGGCAUUAUCCACAGUGCGCAGAUCGACUUGCAGCAGCUGAUGGAGAACGCGGCGUUCACCUUCGAGCAGCUGCUGAAUAAAGCGCUGAUGGAUCAUCCUGACAACGCAGCGUCCGCCAUCGAGAAGAACAAACACCGGGUCCUGAAGCAAUACGACUAUGACAGCAGCUCAGUGAGGAAGAGGAUCCUCCAGGAGGCGCUGGUGUCCAUCACUCUGCCCUUCAUCAAGAGACGCCUGGACCAGAGCGUCCGGACGGAGCUGCAGGACAUGGAACAGUUCAUCUUCUCAGACCACACCAACUUCAUCCACAUGGAGAACGUUUAUGAAGACGUUCUGCUGCAGAUUCUGGACAAGGAGGUCAACAAAGUGGUGAAGGAGGCGGCCAGUCUGAGGAAGUUCAACCUGAUCACCGACAGCAGAGACCUGCUCAGUGAGUCCAGUCGCUCCAGUCUGUCCUCGCCGUCCGGGUCGACGCCCAGCAGCCCCGCCAUGUCGCCCGCCUCUGCUGGAACAUCCUGGACCCCCACCGCCCCCCAACCCCCGUCUCCUCUGGUGCUCAACGGCGUGUCCUCCAGCGGUCUGGAGUCUCUGCAGCAACAGGAGAAAGACGAUGACAACGCAUCCAAAACUGGCGCCAUCGAGACGCCGCUGGGGAGGGUGGAGCUAAAGGACACCCUGGUCCAGGUGGAGCAGAAGGAGACCCUGGUCCAGGUGGAGCAGGUGGAAGACGCCGUCCAGACUCCAAAGUUGGAAACCAACGUCCAGGAAGAGAAGGAAGAAGACGUUGUCCAAGUGGAGACGGUGGAAAACGCCGCACCAACGGAGACGGUGGAAGACGUCCAAACCCCAGCGGAAAACCUGAUCCAGACCAAGGAGACGGUGGAGAACGGUGUCCAGAAUGAAACGGUGGAGAACAUCCAGGUGGAAGCAGACGUUCCAGUCAAAGCACAGGAAGUGCCUUCUAUUGACGCCAGCGAGACGCCAGCUCCAGAGACGGAGAUCCAGAUGGAGGCGGAGCCUGAGGAAGCCCCUCUGACAGAACCCACCACUGAAGAAUGUCUGGAGGCUCAGACUGAAGCAGUGAGCGGUCCAGGAGAAGAAGAAGAAGAACUGCAGAGUCUGAGGCCGGAGGCGCCUCCUGGUGGUCCAACCCUGGCACCUCCCCCUGCAGACCAGGACCCUCCUGGUGGUCCAACCCUGGCACCUCCCCCUGCAGACCAGGACCCUCCUGGUGGUCCAACCCUGGCACCUCCCCCUGCAGACCAGGACCCUCCUGGUGGUCCAACCCUGGCACCUCCCCCUGCAGACCAGGACCCUCCUGGUGGUCCAACCCUGGCACCUCCCCCUGCAGAUCAGGACCCUCCUGGUGGUCCAACCCUGGCACCUCCCCCUGCAUACCAGGACCCGCCCCCCGUGUCCACAUCCACCUCAGAUCCAAACUCUCUGGACGUGUCGGUGGGAAGUGAGUCGCCUCCAUCAGACGUGGAGUCGCUGGACGAGGCCGAAGUGAGACAGAGCAGCGAGGACGAGGUGUCCACCACCUCCGACCGCCUGGAGGAGGAGCCCAGCAAGUCCCCCGUCAGCUCCGAUCCAGAGGAGACCGCCAGGAGCCAGGAGGCGACCCAGGUACAGAGCGGAGACGUCGGUGCUCCGCCUCCUGCAGCUGAUGCUCCGCCUUCUGCGGCUGACGCUCCGCCUCCUGCCGCUGACACUGCACCUCCUUCUGUUGAUGCCACUCCUCCUGCAGCUGACGCUCCGCCUCCUUCAGCUGAUGCCACGCCUCCUGUAGUUGACACCACACCUCCUGUUGUUGAUGCCACGCCCCCUGCAGCUGAUGCCACGCCUCUGGACUGCAUCAAAGAGAUCCGGGACCUGGUGGUGGAGGUGAUCGAGGUGGAGGAGCUGGUGCAGCGUUAUCCGAGCGGAAUCCCAAAGGAGGAAGAGCAGGAGUGACGGAACCGGCGGCGACUGGAACCAGAGACGCUGAGUCAUUGGAGGAUGGGAGGACAAGGUGGUCCAAGAGGAGCCUCUGGUCCUGAAAGGGUCCUCAGGUCUUCAAACAUGGACAAAGACAGAACCAUCACAGCAGCUUCCAUGACCCUCCGAACACGUAUGAUUGAAAAUAUGGGAAAUAUUAUUGUUUGAAUUAUAAUCAGUUCAACUAGAGGUGAAACCAGUUCACAGUCUGAGCUUCUGUAGGUUUAGAG